CCCUUGUCUGGUCACAUUUUGGGAUGGCCGCACUGUGAACCAGCCUCGUCACCAACCCGAGUGACCAAGGGCGAGGGGUUACAGCCCACACCGAUGGUCUGUAACAAUUUGGGGAAGAUUCAAGGCAAUCAGGCCUCCGGGCGCCAGCUCCGGCACUCACAUGAGACUUUGGGCCGGUCCCCUCACCUGUAAAAUGGAGCCGCUUCCUGGGAUCUACGCUGCUCGCUGCUCGGGGCGUUGGGUAAAGGUGCCGCAGUCACCUGCCUGUACUGCAGCGCCCCGGGGCCAUGAGGGGUGAUGGGCCAUUCUUUGUGGUCAGGACACUGGGUACCCUGUCCUGACUCAUCCUGGACAAGCCCCUUUCCCUCCCGUCCUGUUUCCUUAUCUGUAAAAUUAGGAGAUUGGACUCCAUGACUUCCAAGGACCGUCACUGUAUGCCAGAAAUCCAGGCUGGACACACUUGUUUUUCAAGGGAGCAGUCACAUGAGCCCUUGUAUCUUAGACACACAGCCUUGGAGACCUUGAGUCAUUCCCAGGCUGGGAAGAGGCAUUGGGUGGGGCAGAGAAGAGGCAGGUGUGAAACCACCUAUCCCCAGGGUCACGUCACCAACAUAUCCUGGCAACAACAGCAUGUGUUUGCCUGAGGUGUGAAUCUCGGAGAAAAACAGGUCCAUGGGAUACCUUCCUGAACUAGAGGAACCAGAGUUUGCUCCAAGUGACAACAAGGAACUUGGAGAGCAGCAGGAACAGGGAAGUGGGCUCACCCUGCCCUGACCCCCAGUGUUGGAAAGCAGCCCCAGCUCCUGAUUCCGUCCAAGUGUCCUCAGUAUUUGAAACAGCUUAGCCUGCCCUCCAGGACCCAUACUGCCCCCGCAUUGAGCCCAUUACAACAUGUGUUCCUUACCAGCAAGACCUGAGAACUCAAGGAAGCUCAGAUGUGAGUCAGAAGUGUGCAAUGGGAGCAGGCAUCUCCCUCCUGGUUCUCAGCUCUGGGACCCUCAGACCAGGACACAAUGGCUCAGUGGGCUCCCUAAACCCACUGGAGCACAGUGGGAACAAAGAAAACAGGAUCAGAAAAGUUCACUAACAAAGCUGACGUCGGCAGUACGUGUGAUGAUGGUGCGGAGGCCGAAACCCAGAUCCAGGAGGAGGCGCACUGGAAGAGAUUCCUGAAGGCUUUCUGGUUCCCACCCGGAGGGACAAUGCCCGUGGAGGAAUUUGUGGCUGGCUGGAUCUCCGGAGCGCUGGGCUUGGUCCUGGGACACCCCUUUGACACUGUAAAGGUGCGGCUACAGACCCAGAACACGUACCGGGGCAUCGUGGAUUGUAUGGUCAAGACUUACCGCCAUGAGUCGCUCCUGGGCUUCUUCAAGGGGAUGAGCUUCCCCAUCGCGAGCAUAGCCGUGGUCAACUCCGUCCUGUUCGGGGUCUAUAGCAACUCCCUGCUGGUGCUCACGGCCACCUCCCACCAGGAGCGGCGGGCGCAGCCACCCAGCUACACGCAUGUCUUCAUAGCCGGCUGCAUCGGGGGGUUCCUGCAGGCCUACUGCUUGGCUCCUUUCGACCUCAUCAAAGUUCGGUUGCAAAACCAGACAGAGCCGCGGGCGCAGCCAGGGAGCCCCCCACCCCGGUACCGGGGGCCCGUGCACUGUGCAGCCUCCAUCUUCCAGGAGGAGGGGCCCCGGGGGCUGUUCCGGGGAGCCUGGGCUCUGACACUGAGGGACACCCCCACAUUGGGAAUCUACUUCGUCACCUAUGAAUGGCUUUGUCGCCAAUCCACGCCGGAUGGCCAGAACCCCAGCUCAGCCACAGUGCUGGUGGCAGGGGGAUUUGCAGGCAUCACCUCCUGGGUAACAGCCACCCCCUUGGAUGUGAUCAAGUCCAGGAUGCAGAUGGCCGGGCUGAAGCAGAGGGAGUACCGGGGCAUGCUGGACUGCAUGGUGAGCAGCGCCCGGCAGGAAGGACUGGGGGUCUUCUUCCGGGGGCUGACCAUCAACAGUGCCCGCGCCUUUCCUGUGAAUGCUGUCACCUUCCUCAGCUACGAGUACCUCCUCCACGCGUGGGGAUGAGGUGACCAGGCACUGCCUGCAGCUCCCCAGUGAGACGGCCGCCUCCCUGCCCAGACUAGAGGCCAACUUGAAAGCACCAGGUUGAGAUUCAAAGCAAGAGGCUCAACCCUUCCUUGUCAAGGCACCUUCCAGCCUCACAGACGCAGAUGGGGCUGGGGAGCAGGCCCCCACCCCCACUGGUCCUGGUCUCUGCCCAGAAGCCAAGGCUGGCCUCAGCCUCCCGGCAGCACUUGCCUUGAUUCCUUUGUAAAACAACGAACCAAACCGGUGGUACUGGUGACAUUCCGGCUAGUCCAGAAUCCUCUACUUCCCAUCACCUCCAGGAAAAAGGCCAAACUCCACCCCCUGCUGGUCGGGCAGCCCAGCCCUGAACAAGCUGUGCCCUCUCUCCCCCUCGGGCCCUAGACCCUCCUGGUCCACAGUAGCCAGUGCCACGAGUGACUCCAUCAUCCCUGUGACUGGACCCCCUCCCAGACCCAGGCUGAGCACUGUCUCCUGGGCUCCUUCCUCUGCUCACCUCCACCCUGCCCCGGACUGACUUUGGGGUCUGCAGAUCCCCUACCUGCCUUGAUCAUAGCCCUCGCCUGUGCUUUGUCAUGGUGGUGGUUUGACUUCUCACCUGCCCUAUUAGAGUGGGGGCUCCUUGAGGUCAGUGGUCGCACGUCUGAUCACUUCCCAGCUGGGAGCCUGGUGCUGGAAGCAGCCCGGUCAAUGCCUGAGGAGGGACGUGCCCAUGCACUCCGGCCUCCCUCCCCGACUCCAGCCACCCCACUGCUUCCUUGCCCCUCGGGUGUCUUCCUGGCCUGUUCCCAUCGAUGAUGGCACUUGUUUUCUUUACUGGUCUCAAAUACAAAGUAGGAAUUAAAAACUGGAAAUAAA
Messenger RNA from Rhinolophus ferrumequinum (greater horseshoe bat), 2948 nucleotides. RefSeq names its product solute carrier family 25 member 45 (gene SLC25A45). The transcript has 8 exons. Gene Ontology annotation, molecular function: transmembrane transporter activity. Lineage: Eukaryota; Metazoa; Chordata; Mammalia; Chiroptera; Rhinolophidae. The record is from RefSeq and is a predicted model, not a curated record. The coding region runs from base 1203 to 2069 and encodes 288 amino acids. Gene Ontology annotation, cellular component: mitochondrion. Gene Ontology annotation, biological process: transmembrane transport.